Microthlaspi erraticum is the source of this 1770-nucleotide messenger RNA. NCBI's taxonomy places the organism in Eukaryota, Viridiplantae, Streptophyta, Magnoliopsida, Brassicales, Brassicaceae. The record is from the annotation of a GenBank genome assembly.
AUGCUGAGCGUGAUCCGAGUGCAUCUACCUUCCGAAAUUCCAAUUGUGGGCUGCGAAUUAACCCCUUACGUCCUUGUUCGCCGCCCGGAUAAGACCGCCGCCACUGACGAUGUCCCGGAAUCUGCUCCUCUCGAAGGCUACUUCUUGAGAUACAGAUGGUUUCGUGUACAGAGCGAUAAGAAAGUAACCAUUUGCAGUGUGCACCCAACGGAACAAGCCACUUUGCAAUGUGUAUUCUGUUCAAAGCGUAGAGCCCUUGUUCCCAAAAGCUACCACUGUUCGCCAAAAUGCUUUACAGACGCGUGGCAGCAUCACAGGACUCUGCACGAGCGAGCAGCUGCGGAAAACGGGAACGACGACGACGAGGUAGUCCGCUUCAACAGUGGAGUUCUCGCUGGUAGCUUGUCAAAUCUUAAUCUUCCCAAUAAUGGCCCCACGCCGUUUUAUCCGCAGAAAAAUGGAGGAGAGACGCUAGUGGAGGUCGGGGUUUGCAAAACAUACACGCCAGCAGCUGACGACAUUGGCUACGUUUUGAAGUUCGAGUGUGUUGUGGCCAACGCAGAGACUAAACAGACUUUGGGACACCCAAGUACCAUUUUGACUUCACGGGUUAUUCCUGCUCCUUCUCCAAGUCCUCGUAGGCUUAUCCCUGUCAAUGGAGCUGAUGUGAUGGGUCAUAUAGAUCAGGAUGGUCGUAUUCAGUCUGCAGGAUCAUUCACUGUUCUUUCAUAUAAUAUUUUGUCUGAUACUUCUGCGAGUAGCGACCUAUACAGUUACUGUCCUCCUUGGGCUCUUUCUUGGCCAUACCGCAGACAGAAUUUGUUGAGAGAGAUUGUUGGUUAUCGGGCUGAUGUAGUUUGCCUACAAGAGGUACAAAGCGACCAUUUCCAUGAACUUUUCGCUUCUGAGCUGGAUAAGCAUGGGUAUCAAGCUCUAUACAAGAGGAAGACUAAUGAGGUUCUCAGCGGGAGUACAAGUGCGAUUGACGGCUGUGCAACUUUUUUCAGACGGGAUAGAUUUAGCCAUGUCAAGAAAUAUGAUGUUGAGUUCAAUAAGGCUGCUCAGUCUUUGACUGAUGCUAUAAUCCCUCCUGCGCAGAAGAGAGCUGCUUUAAACCGACUAGUUAAGGAUAAUAUUGCACUGAUAGUUGUUCUUGAAGCGAAAUUUGGUAAUCAACCUGCUGAUCCUACUGCGAAGCGCCAGCUUAUUUGUGUGGCUAACACACAUGUUAAUGUUCAACCAGAACAUAAGGACGUGAAGCUCUGGCAGGUUCAUACCUUAUUAAAGGGGCUGGAGAAGAUAGCUGCUAGUGCUGAUAUUCCUAUGCUUGUGUGUGGAGACUUCAAUACGCUUCCUGGGAGUCUUCCUCAUUCACUUCUUGUAAUGGGAAAGAUUGAUCACUCACACCCUGAUCUGAAUGUUGAUCCCAUUGGAAUCCUGCGCCCUCAUACCAAAUUGACUCAUCAAUUGCCGCUGGUGAGUGCGUACUCAUCGUUUGUGAGACCGCCAAUGGGUGUUGGAUUGGAACAACACAGAAGGAGAAUGGAUCUUAAUACAAACGAGCCUUUGUUUACCAAUUGUACAAGGGACUUCAUUGGCACUCAUGACUACAUAUUCUACACAGCGGAUACACUAACGGUUGAAUCUCUACUGGAGUUGCUGGAUGAAGAAGGACUGAGAAAAGAUACAGCUCUUCCUUCCCCAGAAUGGUCUUCUAAUCACAUUGCACUCUUAGCUGAAUUUCGAUGCGUGUCUAGGCCCAGACGCUAA